Molecule: messenger RNA, 827 nt
Organism: Paramuricea clavata
Lineage: Eukaryota; Metazoa; Cnidaria; Anthozoa; Malacalcyonacea; Plexauridae
Source: the annotation of a GenBank genome assembly
UUAUACGGGAGGGAUCUCAGAUUGUUUGCGAUGCACAAAAAAAAGCUGAUUUAUUUAAUGAAUAUUUUGUAAGUGAAGCGAACGUUGAUGACACAUAUCAUGAACUACCAGUCCUAGAUUAUUAUUCUAAUCACACAGAUAAAACGUUGUCUAUAGUUCAAACAACAGAGGAAGAAGUGAUUAAUCUCCUCUAUAAAGUUGAUAUUACAAAAGCUAGCGGUCAUGAUGGUAUUGGCAAUAGAAUUAUUAAAUUAUGUAGCCGUAGAAUUGCCAAAACAUUUACAUGUUUAAUUAACACAAGUCUCCGAAUAGGAGAGUAUCCAACUGAAUGGAAAAAAGCAAAUGUAACUCCUGUCUAUAAAAAAGAUGGUCAUCAAUAUAAAAAGAACUAUCGUCCCAUAUCACUUUUGCCGUCUAUAUCCAAAAUACCAGAAAAAAUUGUAUUCACUAGACUAUAUGAAUUUUUAUUAGAAAUUAAAUUUCUUAAUGAUAUUCAGUCCUGUUUUAGACCAGGAGACAGCACUAUGAACCAACUUACGUAUAUAGUUCAUAAGAUCUAUGAAGCUCUAGAAAUGGGUAAAGAAGUCCGUAUGGUGUUUUUAGAUUUUAGCAAAGCGUUUGAUAAAGUAUGGCAUAAAGGUUUAUUGUAUAAAUUAAAAUCUCUUGGAGUAAAAGACCCACUUUUAAGCUGGUUUUGUAGUUAUUUGUCUGAUAGAAAACAAAGAGUUGUCAUUGAUGGGCAAUGCUCGAGCUGGCUUAGUGUUGAAGCUGGUGUUCCACAAGGUUCAGUGCUCGGGCCAUUGCUUUUUCUAAUAUACAUAAAAUGA